Molecule: messenger RNA, 3345 nt
Organism: Harpegnathos saltator (Jerdon's jumping ant)
Lineage: Eukaryota; Metazoa; Arthropoda; Insecta; Hymenoptera; Formicidae
Gene: Kap-alpha1
Product: karyopherin alpha1
Exons: 8
Coding region: 226-1824 (532 amino acids)
Biological process (GO): protein import into nucleus
Cellular component (GO): cytoplasm
Molecular function (GO): nuclear import signal receptor activity; protein binding
Source: RefSeq, a predicted model, not a curated record
AGCGAGCGGCGGGACGCGAUCGACUGGUCCGACCAAUCAGUGCGUGCUGCGGCCAGGAACCUGUGAUUCAUUGCUCGUCGCGGGCGUGCGGAUCAAGGCUUUCCGACGGGCUGUCGUUCCCUAGUUCGCGGUGGGGAAAAGACUCGCGGCGGCACCUGGAUCUGCGUUACUCUUAUGAUCUUUCACGUCUGACCCGUCUGGCUCGGAAAUCCGAUUUUCACAGCCAUGUCAACUGGACCUACACACAAACAUCGUUAUAAAAAUGUAGGAUUGGAUUCGCAAGAACUGCGGAGACGUAGAGAGGAAGAGGGAGUUCAGUUGAGGAAACAGAAGCGAGAGCAGCAAUUGUCAAAACGUCGCAAUGUACCCAAUAUCGUUGCGGAUGACGAUAAUGUUACAUCAACAGAUGAAUAUCCACUUCGUACACAACAAUCGCAUUCCUCUGGUAUUAUAACAUCAGAGAUGGUAGAUGCAUUGUACAGCCCUAACAUACAGGAUCAACUGGCAGCAACACAGAAAUUUAGAAAAUUAUUAUCGAGGGAACCGAAUCCUCCUAUAAAUGAAGUGAUACAGACCGGUAUUGUGCCGCAAUUCGUCGAAUUUCUUAAAAAUAACACAAAUUGCACGCUGCAGUUUGAAGCAGCUUGGGCAUUGACAAAUAUAGCGAGCGGAACAUCUCAGCAAACGCGUGUCGUAAUAGAUGCAGGGGCUGUUCCUACUUUCAUAUCUUUACUUGGCUCUGAGUACGAGGAUGUGCAAGAACAAGCUGUAUGGGCAUUAGGUAAUAUUGCAGGCGAUAGUCCCGAGUGCAGAGAUCAUGUGUUAGUCAACGGUAUCCUCCCUCCACUUUUACAACUUCUGUCGAAAGCAACACGGCUCUCCAUGACUCGCAAUGCGGUAUGGGCAUUGUCAAAUCUUUGCCGGGGGAAGAAUCCUGCGCCGGCCUUUGCCAAGGUUGCUCCGUGUCUACCAGUUCUCGCACAUCUUCUUAAUCAUGCUGAUUUUGACGUGCUCGCUGAUGCUUGCUGGGCACUUUCCUACUUGAGCGAUGGCCCGAAUGAUAAGAUACAGGCAGUCAUCGAUGCCGGUGUUUGCAGACGUCUCAUAGAACUCCUUAUGCAUGAUCAGAGCAAUGUAGUGAGCGCAGCUCUUCGUGCGGUAGGAAAUAUAGUUACUGGGGACGACGUGCAAACUCAAGUUGUGUUAAAUUGCUCGGCAUUACCGUGUCUAUUAAAUCUUCUAAGUUCUCCACGGGAAAGUGUUCGUAAAGAGGCAUGUUGGACGGUCUCCAACAUCACUGCCGGUAAUCCACAGCAGAUACAAGCGGUUAUUGAUGCCAAUAUCUUUCCGGUUUUAAUCGACAUUUUGGGUAAAGCCGAAUUUAAAACACGCAAAGAAGCAGCGUGGGCAAUCACGAAUGCCACCAAUGGCGGAACGCCGGACCAAAUUCGGUACCUUGCAAUGCAGGGGUGUAUUCCACCAUUAUGUGAUUUACUGACAGUUAUGGAUCCCAAGAUUGUCCAGGUUGCUUUGAACGGAUUGGAAAAUAUUUUGCGUCUGGGAGAACAAGACGCGCCCAUGCACAAUGGUCUUAAUCCUUACGCGGUCCUUAUCGAAGAAUGCUAUGGCCUAGAUAAGAUAGAAUUCUUGCAAUCUCAUCAAAAUAUGGAUAUUUAUCAAAAGGCCUUUGAUAUUAUUGAUCGAUUCUUCGGAUCCGAGGAGGAGGAUACCAGACUGGUACCUUCUAUCGAUUCGCAAGGACAAGAAUACCAAUUCACUACACCAGAUUCUUCCCAGCUACCAGUUCAAGGCUUUGAAUUCUAAUCAACUGUCCUUAAACUCUGAAUUUAACUCUAACAUUUGUUUCGUUAAGUGUUUACAGUUACUUGUUUUAUAGGGAUAUAUGGUGUCCCUAAAAUCGGUAUAUCGACGCGACAAAUAAUUUUAAUUGUGCAUCUGUGCAUGUGUAAUUGUGCAUACGCUCCAGAAUUUUUAUCAAACAAUAUUAAUGUUACCCCGAAAAGAGGUCAUCUAUUCUUCGUCAAAUUAUGCAGUAAAGUUCUUACAGUUACUUUUCAUGUUCUUUUCUUUUCUAUUUUUUUCUUUUUUCUUUCGUUAUCUUAGACGAACUAUAACAACAUACCGUAUGUUAUUACCUAAAAUUAUAGUUUCCGUAAUUACGUCAAAUUGCGACAAUGCCUUCAUAACCUGAAGCCUUGAAGCGAUUUGCGUAGUAACAACACUUUCUUGCGUACUCAUACUUGCAUAUAUUUAGUAUGGGAUACACUUCAUCAGGAGUAACAGGAAUAAACGUCUUAGCGCUUAAGUAGAAGUGGAGACAGUGAUCAAGACAAUUUUGACGAGGCCGACUCAUCCUCGUCCGACGUGUGACUGACAAAGAAUUACGAAAAUGAUACUUGCAUUGACCUGCAAGGUACUAAAUGACUGAAGUACGCGACUAUGUAGCCAACACGGACAACAUUACGCAACGCGGUACUCACCUCCUUACUAUACUAGAUAGAAACAUGACCAAUUAAACUUUUUUACUGUAAAUACGUAUCUCGUAAUUUUAAGGCUAUUCUAUACAGAGUGCCCUUAAGAAACGAAGCAAUAGUCGUAUCCGGCCGUCAAUGCAAUACUAUUAUCAGUUUAUGGAAAGUGGUUACGACCGAAACCUUGGUUACAACCUGUGAUUGGCAUGUUUUUGCAUCGACGCGAAACGCGCAAAGCAUGCUUCGGUUCUUUUACGUUGAUAAUCGCAAACGGCGAUAUGCCCCGAUCUUGUUAUACAUAUGUUUUUCAUUAAUUCAGCAUCGCAUAAUCCGCUACCAGAUAUACCAGUUCUUAGUUAUAAACAUUCGCGAAUGUAUCGAAUAAUUUUUGUCUUGUAAUUGGAAUUUGAAGCAGAAAACUGCUUGAUGAUAUUAAAAUAUUAUUAUCCUUCGUGUGCAGACGAUAAAAAAGAAAAGGAAAAAUCGGUAGUGUUUUGGGAUUGUACAGCACAUCAUUAGAGAUUUUGGACAUUCUGUAUAAAAAGUCUAUGACUGUAUAAAAUGUAUUUAUUAUUUAGGUUUGACGAUACUAUAUUAUAUUAUACAAACUCUAUACAUACUGUCUACUUUUAGUUACCGAUUUGAAUUAUUACGACAGAGAACGACUGUACUAUAACUCACUCUAGUUGAAGCUUUGCUGAAUCUUUCAACUUAGCAAGGUGCACAGCUAUGGGUACUUGUUGCCAAUUUAUAAAAUGCUUAUCGCGUAGUAUAUGAGAAAUGUAGUUUAAAAUAAUUUUCUUUUUUGCCCCAUUAUGUUAUGCAUGCUGUCUUUUAAAUAAAAUUUGAAAAG